Rotaria sordida is the source of this 1080-nucleotide messenger RNA. The record is from the annotation of a GenBank genome assembly. NCBI's taxonomy places the organism in Eukaryota, Metazoa, Rotifera, Eurotatoria, Philodinida, Philodinidae.
AUGACAUCGAUAUUUACUACUAAAACAAUUUAUGAAGAAUCACAAGACUCUGAAGCUGAUGCAAAUUCUCAACGUUUACCUUCAUCACCUGUUACUUAUCAACUUCGUGCAACACCUAAUUGGGUAAAAAAGCCGUAUCAUGAACGAAAUUUUUGGGAGCGUGUUGCUACACUUGAUCUUGCCAAUAAUAAAUGUUACACUGUACAACCACAAAAUCCAAAUCCACCACCAAAUAUUAAUGUUUGGCGUGAACGUAUCUGGUUAACUAUGAUGAUUGCACCACCAUUAAUAAUUCAAGCAUGUUGGUAUUAUAUUAUACCUGAAAAUAAUUUCUUUCAUACUUGGCAUCCAAUUGUAGCAUUUAUUUUUUAUACUGCAGCUUUAAUUAUUUUUACUAUUAACUCAAUUAAACGUCUUACAAAUUAUAUGAAUUUAUAUGGUACUUUUGAUGAACAUAACAGACCACGUGAUUAUGUUGAUGAUAAAGAUGUAUCUCGAUUAAUCCUAAGUGUUUUUAUUUAUAUAAUGAUACGUACUGCUGGUGGUUUAAUUCUCGGUGGAUAUAAUCGUUAUACUCCUCCAUCACUUGGUCAUACGAUUUCAUGGAAUUUUCCAAUUAAAAUUGGUCUUUGGUUUAUAGUAUUAGAUUUUUUCUUUUAUUCUUAUCAUCGUUCAGUUCAUACAUUUCCUUUUCUUUGGAAAAUUCAUCGUAAACAUCAUUCUACAAAACAUCCAACACCAAUUCAAGCAAUUCUUGCUGAUGAUUUACAAGAUAUUAUUGAAAUUAUUUUCAUUCCAUUAGGGGCAUCAUUAGUUAUGCCAUUAUCAGCACAUGAAUUGUGGAUAACUCAAUGUAUUCUUUUGUAUGUUGAAGGUGUGGGUCAUUGUGGUGCACGUGCUUAUUGGACUCAUCCAGUUGUUGGUGAAGUACUUCGACCAUUUAAAAUGGAAAUUACUAUUGAAGAUCAUGAUUUACAUCAUCGACAUGGAAAAAGUGGUAAAAAUUAUGGUAAACAAACAAGAAUAUUCGAUCAAAUUUUUAAUACAAUUUGUGAACGUAUUGAAUGCAUAGAAAAAUAG